Drosophila yakuba is the source of this 1057-nucleotide messenger RNA. It is a transcript of the gene Nse4, whose product is annotated as non-structural maintenance of chromosome element 4. Gene Ontology annotation, biological process: DNA repair. Lineage: Eukaryota; Metazoa; Arthropoda; Insecta; Diptera; Drosophilidae. The record is from RefSeq and is a predicted model, not a curated record. The transcript is spliced from 5 exons. Bases 111 to 989 code for a protein of 292 amino acids. Gene Ontology annotation, cellular component: Smc5-Smc6 complex; nucleus.
UACAAUUGUUUACAGAUUUCCCGAAAUCAUUUUCAAAGGAUCUUGCUGAUGUUCAUUCCGAAUUGCCUUUAACUUUAAUUUGAUUUAUUUCGUAUUUAAUUACGAAUACUAUGGACGCGUCACAAAACCAAUCCCAAACGGAGGGGUCGGCCCAAGAUGCUCGCAUUUUGUGUCUGCAAAAUCUGAUCGAAAAGAAUAUUGAGCUAGAGCAGCAGAUCGAAAACAAUACCUUUGGCCAGUCUAUCGCAGCCAUAGAGGAAAUCAUUCAAACAGCCGACAACAUCAGCAAGGGACAUGAAGACCGCCGUACAAACUCUACGGAACUUGUCCUGGACACGGAGUUACUACGUCGCAAUCACGACGUUGUGGCCAAAGCUAUCCAGCAUAACACAAACUUUACGGACCGAAUGCUGGUCACGGCGAUCAACGAUUUGGUUUUCAAAGAGCACGAAGAGGAUUGGGAUGCAGUAUGUUCAUUGGCCAUUCAGUUCGGAAGACCGCUCUUCACCAAUGACAGUAUGCUGCCCUUCAUAGAUGUUUCUCCAAAGGAGGUGGUUCAGAAGCAACGUGCUCCCCGCAAGACGAAAUCUCAAGUAGAUGAGAAGCGUCCGGAAAAGAGUGACCAAUUGGAACGCAAGGACGAAGGAGCAGCGUCCGUUACCCACAUGAUGAAACAAAUAAGACAAAUAUAUCGAGAGGGCAAUCAACAGCCGAUUCCGUAUUUUAAACUAAUUUGCAAUCCAAACAACUUUAUGGACACUGUUCAGAACGCCUUGCAACUUUCCUUUCUUGUGAAGGAGAACUAUAUUUCCAUCGAAAACGGCGAGGAUGGUUUGCCAUUGGUCCGCGUUGUGAAUUCAAAAUCAGUCGAAGGAAACGAACCGGCCCAGGCUAUUUGCUCCAUCGAUGUUUCCUUUUGUGAGAAAAUGGUAAAACACUACAACUUACGUGAGCCCAUGUUGAAAAAACUCCCAGUUAGUGAAAGCUAGAUACACAACUUAGUCUCUCUUAAUAGUUUAUAAUGUUAUUAAUAAAACGCACAGAAUGUUUUAAGUUA